AUGAGAGCCAACGACUUGCUUGAAAUAGAAGAAAGAAUUUCAAAUCUUUUAUCCCAGGAAGAGAAAAAGAGAGGAGAGCGCACAGAAAUGCUAAAACAAAUCCAGGUAAGCAUUGAAAAAAGAAGAACCCUAUGCAGCGAGCUAGAGAAAGAGAAACAGAAGAGAAUAGAUAAUCUAAAUAAACAAAAGGAGGCACUUAAAAAAGCAAAAAUAAUAGCACUGAAUAAGGAAAAUGAAGAAAUAAAGGAGAAAAAAGAGCAAAUUCGAAAAGAGUACAUUCAGGCAAUUGAGAAUGUAAAUCGGCUAGAGCUUGUUCUUUCCAAGGACAUGCCUGCAACAGUAAAAAAGAUAGUUUUAAUGGGAAAAGAGGCAAAGAAGUCUGGGUUUAAAACUCUUUCAGUGGCCAUUACAGAGCAUCUGUCAGAGGAAAUAAGGAAGUUUAUUGUUCAGUCUAAAAAAGUAUCAAGCAACCUUAGAGUGGAUAAGCUAAUUGAUUUAAUCAAAGGACUAAACAGAUCAAUUGCGCUUUGCGAGGAUGGAGCAGAUAAAAUAGAAAGAAGAAGAGAGAUGUACUUGGAUGGUUUGUUUGCAGAUGUCGUGGAAGGCUUUACUAACCACUUUUUCAGCCAAUUUGAGACAAAUCGACUAGACAAGCCAGAGUGGUACUUAGACUAUCUUAAGGGUAUUAUAGCAGAACACGAAACAAUAUUUUCUGUUCUGUCCCAAAUUGACGAAUUAGAGACAGAAGAAGGGGGAAUCGAGGAGAGUGUUAUAAAAGAAAAAUACUUUCAUAGCUUAAUUGACUGGAUUUAUGGCGAUAUAAUAUAUAAAAAGCUGAACGAGUGCAUAUACAGCAGCUCAAAGCAGCAGAAGAAGCUUAUUAUGCACCAUGCAGAAGAACUUUCACUGUUUGAAAGAGAGUUAUUUUCGUUGUACAAGUACAAGAGAAUAGAGAAGAUUCCAAAAAAAGAAGCAGACUUUAUAGAAAAUCUGUUUAUUUGCGGAAUAGAGAAUGAGUUGCAUGGUAUUAUGAAGAAGGAUUAUACACAGUGGAGCGAUAUGUUUAUGUACCUUCUUAAGACAACGUUUAAGAAGGCAGCAGCCCUUUACUCUAUUAUUCCUGACGCCCAUGCUGUUCUUCUAGAGGCGGCGAUAAAGAAAUACUUGGAUGGACUGACGGUUUUUUUGAACUCAUUUUUAUACCAAAAAACAGAAGAACAGGCGAUUCUGGUGCAUUUCAUAGAGGAAAUAUCUCAUUUGGAAGAAGAGUUAAUUGAUAUAGAGACUGAAUUUGGCAUUCUAGUUGGAGAAGUGACUAUAUUGAAUGCUCCAUAUUUGGGAGAGUUCAAAAAUAGCAUGUUAGAUAUUCUAGAGAGAGUUCUAGAGGAGAAAGUGGAACGGGCAAUGGGCCCCUUCACCGACUAUAGAUUUAUGGAGAAGCAUGAAGAAGUAGAGGCUUUAUCAAACUUAGAAGAGGUUAUUGAAUCCGAGCUGGCCCUUAUAGAAACACAGACGCUUAGCGAUUGGAUGCGAAGCAGUAUUGCUGCGUUAAUAGAUAGAUAUAUCUCAGAGAAUGUUCUAUUGGAUAGCAUUGGUGAGGAGGCAGAUGUUAAUAGGGCCAAAGACAUUUUUAUCCUGAUAAUAGAAAUACUUAAAAAGAAUGGCAUACAAGAUAAAUUAGUGCAUUCUAAAAGAAAAUGCCAAGAAUUAUCUGCCAAUCUGCACAAAGUCGCAUAAUAUGUUAAUAAAUAGCUCUUAACAG
Messenger RNA from Nematocida parisii ERTm1, 1762 nucleotides. RefSeq lists its product as uncharacterized. The record is from RefSeq and is a predicted model, not a curated record. Gene Ontology annotation, cellular component: Dsl1/NZR complex. The transcript has a single exon. Gene Ontology annotation, biological process: endoplasmic reticulum to Golgi vesicle-mediated transport; retrograde vesicle-mediated transport, Golgi to endoplasmic reticulum. Bases 1 to 1737 code for a protein of 578 amino acids. Lineage: Eukaryota; Fungi; Microsporidia.